This is a messenger RNA of Sus scrofa (pig), 12046 nucleotides long. RefSeq names its product mastermind like transcriptional coactivator 2 (gene MAML2). Gene Ontology annotation, molecular function: transcription coactivator activity. Gene Ontology annotation, cellular component: nuclear speck; nucleoplasm. The record is from RefSeq and is a predicted model, not a curated record. Lineage: Eukaryota; Metazoa; Chordata; Mammalia; Artiodactyla; Suidae. Gene Ontology annotation, biological process: Notch signaling pathway; positive regulation of transcription of Notch receptor target.
GUGUCUCCCUGACACGAAUGAGCGUUUCCUCCGUGCUCACCCAACUCUCGCUAAGGUGCUCAGGGGUGUCAUCGACAACAUAUUGAAAAAUGAAAAUGACAUCCUCGGGGGCAAGGGCGGGGAGAACGGAGGUCUGCAUGGGAAAAUACAUUCCCUGGGCGGGAAUUUCUUCAACGUUUCGAGCUCGUGAAGUCGUCGGGUAGAGGCUGGGGAAUUUCCCCAGCCUUCCCCCCUCCCCCACCCCCGAGCCCAGUCGGAGGCCGAGCUGCGCGCGCCGCGGAGAUGCGCAGGCUUUGGGAUUCACCUCUUCAGCCGCUGGGAGGCCCUCUGCGUUCCCCUUUCCCCGGCGCCGGCCGCCUGGCUCGCCCGUGCAGUGGCACCCGCCUUCCACCAGGGAGCCUCGGGCCAGCUCUCCCCCCGCCCUCCGCCCCCCCACCCCCCUCUGCAGCUCGCUGGCUCUCUCUUUCUCCCUCUGUCUCACUCUCUUUCUCUCCCUCUCCUAUCGGAGCACAAUGAAAGCCUGUGUAUCGCCGUGACUCCGGGCAGCGGAGCCAGUGUCAGCCAAGCGGCGAACAACAGACGGGAAAGAGAAAGGAAAAGACCAGCUACUUUCUUUUCCAUCUCUAAAGCGGAGCAAUCCAAGAGGUAGAACCACAUUGCUUAUUGAGAGUCCAGACCCUCAGAUCCACUGGCCGGGGAUGGAAUGUACAAAAGUGGACAGAAAAGUGGCUGGACAUGACUCGGUGCAAUUUGCUGGAAGUUUGUAAGUUUGACCAUCGUUUGUAAAUUACUCUCGGAAGAGUUUGUCUCUCUUGAUACUGUAUUAGAAUCGAGCCGGGGGUGAGGAAUAGAAACGUAAGCGGGAAAGGAAAAAAAAAUGUGUUGAAGGAUUCUCUUCUCAGUGGCUAGUGACUUCAGACUGCUUUCAUUUAAGGCUGGGAAACCUUAGAGGGAAUGAGGAUUUUUACCGGUGAUUGGAUUAGCUGAAGAAAAAAGCAUGGUCCAAAAGUCCAAUUACUGACAUUAACAAUUGAAAAGCCGUCUCCCUCUUUGGGGAGAAGACAACAUCCUACAGUACCCCCCCCCCCAAGAGGAGAAAACACCGGAGCGAAGGGAAAGGGAGGAAAAAUUAAAAGCCAAAAGACAGUCUCUCUUGAUUUUUGUACGUUUUGAGCAUUGACUUCAAAAAGCGUCUGAAACAGCACUUUAAAAAAAAAAAAAAAAACCUGAGGAAAAGUAAAUGCUGUGGGUUACAUAGAUCAUGGUAGAAAUGUGUUUCUCUGCAGAAACAACCCCAUAAAGAAUCUUCGGAAACAACUAGGUGAGGGGGGGGCCAGCUCUCUAUUAACACCUCUCUCAUUUCCCUUUGCUGUCUGUUUCUGUCUCUCGCUUGACCAUCCCUGAAUUCUUGCUCUACCCUCGCCCCCCCCAUCUUGUGUUUACAAAGUACCUAGUGGCUCUUGUCAGCUUGGUGGGGGGAAAGCCCCCACUAACUCUGGCCAACUUCUCCAGAGCUGUCAAGUGCAAUUAGAGUAAGUUGAUCAGGGUUUGUUUCCCACUUAGCCUCUGCCAUUGGUUUCCAUUCUUUCUCCUCACCCUCUUUUUACUAACUCCCCUCCCCCAUACCUUCUCCCCGUCCCCCCUCCAAACCUCUGAAGACCUCUAUUCAUGUGGCCCUGAACACUGAGCGCGCACAUUGUCAAAAGCAGAUUUGCCUGCAAUAACCAGCCAUUGCCUCCUUCCCCCUCACCAUCCCAGAGGCAGCAAUCAUUGUGUCCAGUAAGAUGGGGGACACAGCGCCCCCGCAGGCCCCCACAGGAGGGUUAGGGGGGGCCCCUGGGGCGGGGCUCCUUGGAGGGGGCUCGGUCACCCCUAGGGUGCACAGUGCCAUAGUGGAGCGCCUUCGGGCUCGGAUCGCCGUCUGCCGCCAGCACCACCUGAGCUGUGAAGGACGCUACGAGCGGGGUAGAGCUGAGAGCUCAGACCGGGAAAGAGAGAGCACCUUGCAGCUCCUGAGCCUUGUCCAGCACGGCCAGGGGGCGAGGAAGGCUGGCAAACACACCAAGGCCACUACCACUGCCGCCACCACUACAGCCCCUCCACCGCCACCUGCUGCCCCUCCUACAGCCUCCCAAGCGGCAGCGACAGCGGCCCCACCGCCGCCGCCAGACUAUCACCAUCACCACCAGCAGCACCUGCUGAACAGUAGCAAUAAUGGUGGCGGUGGUGGGAUCGACGGGGAGCAGCAGCCAUCAGCUUCCACCCCUGGGGACCAGAGGAACUCGGCCUUGAUUGCGCUCCAGGGUUCUUUGAAAAGAAAACAGAUCGUUAACCUGCCUCCUGCCAACAACAAGAGGCCCAAUGGCUUUGUCGACAACUCAUUCCUUGAUAUCAAGAGAAUCCGUGUCGGGGAAAACCUGGCUGCGGGACAAGGGGCCCUCCAAGUGAAUAAUGGACAAAGUCAGAUUAUGUCGGGGACCUUGCCCAUGAGCCAAGCGCCCCUGAGAAAGACUGCCACUCUGCCACCACACACACAUUCUCCUGGAAACGGAAUGUUCAACAUGGGCUUGAAGGAAGUGAAGAAGGAACCGGGAGAGACCCUCUCUUGUAGCAAGCACGCCGAUGGCCAGGUGAGCCAGGAGAAUAUAUUUCCUAACAGGUACGGAGAUGAUCCUGGGGAGCAGCUGAUGGAUCCGGAGCUGCAGGAACUGUUCAAUGAACUGACCAACAUAUCUGUGCCGCCCAUGAGUGACCUUGAGCUGGAGAACAUGAUCAAUGCCACCAUAAAGCAGGAUGACCCGUUUAACAUUGACCUGAAUCAGCAAAGUCAGAGGAGCACCCCCAGGCCGUCCUUGCCAAUGGAGAAGACCGUGAUCAAAAGUGAAUACUCCCCAGGCCUGACCCAGGGCCCCUCGGGCUCUCCCCAGUUGAGGCCCUCAUCAACUGGCCCGGCGUUCUCCAUGGCCAACUCGGGGGCCCUCUCCGCUUCAUCCCCGAUCCCUUCGGUCCCACAGAGCCAGGCUCAGCCUCAGACAGCCUCAGGAGCAAGCCGGGCCCUGCCCAGCUGGCAGGAAGUAUCCCACGCCCAACAGCUCAAACAGAUUGCUGCCAAUCGUCAGCAGCAUGUCCGGAUGCAGCAGCACCAGCAGACCAGCUGGCCAGUCUUGCCCUCUUCAGCGGGGCCAUCCCCAGGUCCAUUUGGGCAGGAGAAAAUCCCCAGCCCUUCUUUUGGCCAGCAGCCGUUUAGCCCACAGAGCUCUCCUAUGCCAGGGGUUGCAGGUGGCAGCGGUGGCCAGUCCAAAGUCAUGGCCAACUACCUGUACAAGGCCAGCCCCUCGGCCCAGGGAGGGCACUUGGACGUGCUUCUGCAGCAGAAGCCUCAGGAUCUCAGUCGGAAUUUUAUGAAUACCCCGCACACAGCUGUGGAACCCCGGCUUGGCAACACCAAGCCUUUGUUUCAUUUUAACUCAGAUCAGGCCAACCAGCAGAUGCCUUCUGUUUUGCCCUCCCAGAGCAAACCUUCACUCCUGCACUACCCCCAGCAGCCGCCACAGCCACAGAGCUCAAUUACAGCUCAGCAGCAGCAGCAGCAACAGCAGCAACAGCAGCAGCAGCAGCAGCAACAGCCACAGCCUCAGCAACAGCCGCAGCCGCAGCAACAGCCACAGCCACCAGCCCAGCCCUCACAACCACUGUCAAGCCAGCCUUUGCUAAGGUCGCCCUUACCACUUCAGCAAAAGAUCCUCCUGCAGAAGAUGCAGAAUCAGCCCAUCACAGGACUGGGGUACCAGGUCUCCCAACAACACAGACAGGAUCAACACUCUGUGGUAGGCCAGAACACAGGCCCCAGUCCAAGUCCCAACCCCUGCUCAAAUCCAAACACUGGAAGUGGUUACAUGAACUCCCAGCAAUCACUGUUGAAUCAGCAAUUGAUGGGAAAGAAACAGACUCUCCAGAGGCAGAUCAUGGAGCAGAAACAGCAGCUUCUCCUCCAGCAGCAGAUGCUGGUUGAUGCGGAGAAAAUUGCUCCACAAGAUCAGAUAAACAGACAUUUGACAAGGCCACCCCCGGAUUAUAAAGACCAAAGAAGAAGUGUGGGAAAUAUGCAGCCAGCAGCUCAGUAUUCUGGUGGCUCAUCAACAGUGAGUUUAAACUCUAACCAGCCAUUGGCAAACCCAGUUUCAACCCAACCCAUUUUAACUCCAAAUUCCAGCCUCAUGUCAACUUCUCACGGGACAAGAAUGCCAUCCUUAUCCACAGCAGUUCAGAACAUAGGAAUGUACGGGAAUCUGCCUUGCAGUCAACCUGGCACAUACAGCGUCACUUCAGGAAUGAAUCAACUCACCCAACAGAGAAACCCAAACCAAUUGAUAGCAAGUCAGAACAACCCUCUGAUGCCACGGCCACCUACUUUAGGGCCCAGUAAUAGUAAUAAUAAUGUGGCCACUUUUGGAGCUGGGUCUGUUGGCAAUUCGCAGCAAUUAAGACCAAAUUUAACCCAUAGCAUGGCAAGCCUGCCAGCCCAGAGAACAUCGAAUGUAAUGAUCACAUCCAACACAACAGCGCCAAACUGGGCCUCUCAAGAAGCAACAACCAAACAGCAGGAAGCACUGAAGUCCACAGGAGUUCGCUUCCCCACCGGCACCCCUACAGCCUAUACUCCAAACCAGCCCCUGCAGCAGGCGGUAGGUGGCCAGCAGUUCUCCCAGAGAGCGGUGGCUCCUCCUAAUCAGUUAACACCAGCAGUGCAAAUGCGGCCCAUGAACCAAAUGAGCCAGACAUUAAAUGGACAAACCAUGGGUCCGCUCAGAAGUCUGAAUCUCAGACCCAAUCAGCUAAGCUCACAGAUUUUGCCGAAUUUGAACCAGUCAGGAACAGGGUCGAGGACAGGCAUAAACCAGCCACCAUCCCUGACACCCGGCAGUUUUCCUUCACCCAGCCAAAGUUCCAGGGCUUUUCAAGGAACUGACCAUGGCAGUGACUUAGCUUUUGACUUUCUCAACCAACAGACUGAUAACAUGGGCCCUGCCCUAAACAGUGAUGCUGAUUUCAUCGAUUCUUUAUUGAAGACAGAGCCUGGUAAUGAUGACUGGAUGAAAGACAUCAAUCUCGAUGAAAUCUUGGGGAACAACUCCUAGAGGAGAAAAAGGAGACAAUUCACAAACUCCAAGCACUAAAAGGCAGUAUUUUACAAGGACUCUGUCAAGGCCAAACUGUUGACUUUUAGCUGAACGACAUGAAGAUACCUGGGUUUAGCAAUGGAAAGCAAAAAAGUAACUGCCGUAGGAAACGUUUUGGUCCAAAUGCUUGUUUUAAAUCUCAAACCCGAAAGCAAAACAGUGGGAUCACUUUUCCCUGUCUAAACUCCGGAACACAGUAUCCAGUUUCUCCAAACAGAACUGUGAUGUUGAUGUGUAAUUAGUUGUAUAAAAUAGGCUUCCUAAGCUCCUUUUCUUCCUGAAAGAAAAGUAGUAGAAUUUGUAGCUUGUUUAAACCCCAUGUCAUGAGGAGAUACUAGGUCCAAGCUCCAAGCAACAAAUUCCUUAAUUUGCUGUCAUAGAUAUAUAAGUAUGUUUUAAUCUCUCCAUUCUGCCUUUUCAUUUAGGUUUCCUAAGACGUCCAGGGUAGACUGAAACGCUAUAGGUUUGUUUGCAGUAACCAAACAGGGUCUCUGAUAGAACCUAGGGAGUAUCCAGGGGACAAUGGAAUUUCUUCCCCAGAUUCACCCUCUCACUUUUUCACUUUUCUCACAUGUGCUGUGCUAUGUCUAGUGAUGAAACAAGAACACAGAGCUGGCCAACUUCAUUUGGGCUUCCACAACCAAUUUUUGAAUCCAGUUUCCACAUCUUGGAUUCAGUCACAACUGGUCCUAAUCACACCGAAAUAUUAGUGCACACCUGUCUGCAUCAGCUUUCACUUUUUAAAAAAGAAAACACCCCACUGGGCCUUGCUCUAAAGGAGAUGGAUUCGACCACAGAUAAGCUGGGGUGUUGCUUAUCGUGAUGACCCUGCUGAUUAGUUCUCAAGCUGGGUGAACUUGAGCCUGGCCCUGCCUGCUUAUUUUGAUGACCAGAGACUGAUUUGUAAGAAAAGGAAGUUUAGAGACCAAAACUGAGAUUAGAAGGUAUCAUGUUUUGGUUGAAGAUAAGAAGCAAAAAGUCAGGACCGGGAUGGCAGGUACCGGUGGGUACAAAUCUAUUUUAUCGCAUUUGAAGGAAAGCCUGAUUGAGAGAAAAAACAAUUUGGCCUUAUUUGGAUGCAUGAUCUGGGUGAACAGCUAAACAGAGCAUGCCCUGUUAGUAGCAGCCUACUCAUUCUUCCGUCCCUGAUGUGAUGAAUCAUUGCCACAUGCUAGAUGGGCCCUUUCUGUCCAGGUUUUCUCCCUCAGGGCUGAGCACUGUAUCAAAAUAAGAGUUCCUGUUGAGUCACGGAAUAGAUCAGCUGUAAAAUGGGGGAGAUGUGGGCUGAUUCGGGAUGUAUACAAAAUAUCACUAUCAUUUUCCUCAUUCCAGAGGAACACAGGCUGUCUUCAUCCUUUUUAGUUAUACACUCACAUAUUCAAUUAUCAAAUGAUAUUUAACUGAAGUCAUUUAAUAACUCUUUAAAUACCUGUUCUAGAAAGAACACAUUUUGAAAGUUCUACAAAAUCCUCUUCCAGAUGACUAGAAGCACUCUCUUUCUUUUACACAAUACCAACAUCACUGGCCUGAAAAUCUUUUCUGUGCUGGGUUGUAAAUAUAAAUAAAUUACUUGUUUUGUAAACUUUUGUAAAGAAUAUUUUGGUAGAAAUACUUAAAGCAUAUUCUUUGGGUUAUAUUUAUACAUAUGUGAAAUAAAUAUACUAUCAAAAGGUUAUAUUUUAUACAAAAAGUAAAUUGUUACCUUUUGUAUGCUAAUAUACAAAAUUUUGUAUAAUACGAUGGUUUAUUUUUAGCUCUACACUUCAACCCUAGGUGGUCAAGUGGGAACUUUUGAAAACUAUCAAGAGGCUUGUUAGACAAAUUUAUAUUCUGAAACCUCAAUAAGAAAGCAUUCCAGGUUUCACUUCUUUCCUUUUUUUUUUUUUUUUUUUUUUUUUUGCUGCCCCCAAAUUCUUUUUUAAACCCAUAGUUCUUGUGUCUUGUUGGAUUAUUCUGCUGUGCACAUUGUAUUGGUCCUUGUUGCAUGUGGUCUACUGUGUGUUUUCCCAUUUUAUAAAACAGUGUUUCUCCAUGCAAAAAAAUAAGGAAAAAAAUGAUGUACAUAUAAACACUUUCAUUUUAUGGCUCCUCCAUGUUAUUGUAUAUAUCUGCCAGCACGUCCCAGUUACACUCCUGCGAUUCAGCUUAUUUUUACCCUAACAUAAAUAGUAUGUUUUGUAGUAGCUAUCAAAUUUAAGAGAAAAAGCAAUCAGAAUGUUUGGAUUUUCUUCUAUCUUAAUGUGAAUUUCAUAAUUAAUGUCUAUUUAUUCAGCUAUUCAUUAAAAUACAGGAUUCUUUGGAAAAAACUGGUGUAGUCUAUAGUUUCUGUUUUGUUGGCAGCCUAUAACCAAAGAUGAUGUAAUUCUCCUGAAAGCUGAGAUAGUGAUGAUUUGAUAGACAUACACAACCAAAACUUCAGGAUUUACAACUUAAAAGCUAUCAGAAUAUAAUCUCCCUUUCGUAGACAUACCAGACUACUUAAUUGUCGGCCUUGUUUCUCAUUCUGACAUAUUAUACACAAAGUAGAAGUAAUUUUUCUUUUUUUAAUACAAAGACUAGAAAGCAAUUUAAGCAAACAAUUCAUUCCUGGCUUUGCAUUAAGCCCGACGAAGAUAGAUAACUGCUCUAAGUGAAUGCACUAAUAUUACUUGCAUUACUGUAAUUGUAUCCGUAACUGUAAAGAUUUCAACUUGUAAAACAAGUAUUUUGUAUUGUGUGUAAUUUCAUGUGUUAAAAAAAAAUAGUUUAAAAAAAUUCAGAAGUGGUUCUCUUCUAUGAAAUCCUGCUUUGAGUCACCAGUAAUAUUGUUGCUAUAUCACAGAAAGUUCUGAGAACUAUGAAUAGUCAUGGGCAAAUUUCUCUCUGGGAAGCUUCUAAUACUAGUGAAAUGCUGACUUGGCUCAUUUCAGUGUUCCUCACUUUGCUUCGAAAGUCUGUAUUUAGAUCUCAUAGGCACAGCAACUACUAAAUACUGGAGAAACACCGCUUAAUUUUCAGGCACGGUGGACCUUUGCUUGGUCUGCUUUGUGGCAUUUGUUUCGCCCAGGCUGAGGGAAUGCGGGGCCAGGUAAACACAGCCUCACUGAGCAUAUUUACAUAGUCUUUCUGGGGAGUCAAAGAGGCUGAAAGAAAGACGGGCCUGUGUAGGAGGCAAGGGGAACAAGGCUACCAAAUUCUCUUGCUCCACUGUUGAAACAUGUUGUUGGGGUUCAAUGGUACCUUCCCCUUCUGCCAAAAAAGAUGUGUGACAUUCUCCCUUUUAUUAGCAUUAUUAAUGGAGCAAUAAUAAAAUUGAUAUUUUAUACAGUGGUUGUCCAGUGACUCUAGACGUUUCUAAAACAAAUCAAUAAAAACAACAUCAAUAAAAAUAAAUAAAAUUAAGAGAAAGAAAUGUAUAAUUCUGAAAUACCUUUGAAUCUUCAUUGUGUAGCCAUGGAACUAGGAACGAGAGCGUAAACGUGAGUCCGGAAGGGAGAGAACAGUUCAGCUUCUUCCUGCUCCGUGGUUGCCAAAGGCAGUACAAAUGCUUAAACGCUGUCUCCACAAUUUCCACUUCAUAUCUCUGAGACUGUGUUUCCUCACUCAAAAAUGAAGACUCGGGGAUGAGAUAGCUUCGCAUUUCUUCCCAACUCUAAAAGUCUGUGAUUGAUUUUUUUUUUUUCCAAAGCUAAGUGGAAAGUUAACCAAAAAGAUUCAAAGCAUCAGUUUCAAAAUAAAGAAGUCACCGUUCACCCAAACUUUUGAAUGUUUUCAGGUUGCCAGUCAAUUUCAUUUAGCAAAGCAUCCCUCUCCUUUAAAAUUAAAUCACAUGAAAAUGAGAGUUCAUCCAAAGCCAGAACUAGUCCAUUGACAAGCAGAAAGGCAAUGCAGGGACAGGGGCCACUGACUCAAUACAAGGAAGUCCUGAAUAUCAAAAGCUGGGAUGUGAUAUUAAGUGGUCAUUUUCCUGUGUUUCCUGCCCAGACAGCUCCUGUGAAAGAUGAUUGCUCCCUGUGUAUCUCUGCCUGAGGGAGUACUUGCAUACUCAACCCAUGUGUGGGACAAGCCAUGAGAGCUGGGGAGUUAAUGCCCCAGGAUGACCUUCAACCAAUUUAGGACAGGAGUUAGUGGAUAAAUAUUCUAACCUCCACCGCCCUUAGUGAACUAAUCUAACGUGUGUUUCAUCCUAUCUUUCCAAGUUGCCGGCAGGAAUAACACCGUUAAGUGCUAACCUGCUCAUGAACACACAGUUUACUGGCUUUUCUUCUUUCUGGGUCUUACUACCUCCCUUCUUUACAGGCAUCUUGGGCUCACUUUCCCGAAAGGCUGCUUAUAUCCAAAUCUUUGUCUCAGGAUCUACUUUUGGGAGAAUUAAACUAAAAACCCAAAUAACCAUCAGCAGUAGAAUGGGUAAGUUGAGGUGUUGUCAUCAAAUGGAAUGCUAUGCUGCAGAAGGGGAUUAGCCGAAUGCAAUACUGUAAUGUUGAGGGGAAGAAGCAAAUCACAAAAAUACAGCUCUAUUUCACUUACUUAAGAUUUUAUUUUACUUUACUAACUUUUCAGGGCUGCACCUGAGGCAUAUGGUGGUUUGCAGGCUAGGGGUCGAAUUGGAGCUGUAGCCGCUGGCCUACACCACAACCACAGCAACGCAGGAUCCGAGCCACGUCUGCGAUCUACGCCACAGCUCAUGGCAUGGAUCCUUAACCCACUGGGUGAGGCCAGGAAUUGAACCUGCAUCCCCAUGGACGCUAGUCAGAUUCAUUUCUGCUGAGCCACAAUGGGAACUCCUAUUUAGCAUUUUAAAAGGCAAAACUAAAAAUAUAAUUUAAAGAUGUAUACAGGACAGCAAGAUUGGAAAGAAAAGCAAGAGCGGUUAUUAUAUAAGUCAGUCUAUAAGUUUCCUCUGGGGUGUGUGACAGAAAGGGCUUCUAAGGUAUUGUCGAUAUUCUAUUUCUUACCUGGUUGUGUGUACACUAGUUUUUGUGAUGUUAUUAUUCCUUAAAUGAUACAUAUGUAUUUUAUUUAUAGUUUGUGUGUUUGAUAUAUUUCAUAAUAAAUAAUUUUCACAUGCUGUCAAGUUAGAUAUGUGAAAGACAGAGGGAGGAGGGCAAUCAAUUGAUCAUUAAGUACAAGAGUUUUGCCCUCAGAUUGCUUUGCAAGUGUUUUGUUUUCAUUCCAUUUUAAUGAAAUCAGAACUUGAAAUCAUAGAAGAUGCAUUAUGUGAUUCAUGAAAGAAAGCCUUCAGAGACCUCCCAUUAGCAAAACCAUACCAGAAAGAAAGGCCUUGGUUCUAACAUCAAAAGAUUCAUGUAUGAAGGCACUUUAUAAGCUAUAUAUUUAAAUGUUUAAAAUUCACAUGUUAAGUUAAAAUAUUUAAUUUAUGUAUAUUUGUAUGUAUGUGGUAUAUGCAUACACAUUUAUAAUUCUCUCUUUAGUCCAAUUUUCUUUUUUUUAAAUUAACAGACCAAUUCCCAGUUCUGUUUACACCAUAGAAGACAUCUAUCUAGUCUAUUAAACAUUAAGGAAAUGAAGUAAAAAUUUUAAUUUGUGUAGGGCUUUGCCUAAGAACUAAUGCGAGGUGAGGAAGACUGGCACAGAAGUUAUGUGUGUUUGAAAAAUAAGCUUGAUCCUUAACAUUUAUUCACAAGAAAAUGUAAAGCUUAAAUAUUAAGGAAGAUUAUCUCCAAUAUGUAUGAGUAUAACAUAACUAACCUUCAAAGUAGUUUUUACUCAUUCAUAUACUAACUUGAAAGCAGCAUGUCACUUUUCAAAGCCCUGAAGACAAAGUUAUAUAUAAAGAGAGCUAUAUAAACCUCAUUUAUAUAUGUGCCUCCAUUUGUAUAAUUCUGUCUUUCAACACUUACUGCAAAAAUAGAAGAUUAUCCUACAUCUGGUGAAAGUUAGCAGGGAAUUUUUGUUAAUCUUUGGAGUGAUCAGAAGUUUUGAAGGAUGUCUUAAUCCUGCUCUGAGUGUGUCACAGUGGAUGUCUUUGUUCAUUUCACAAAACCAAAUAAGAGUGGUGGCGUGCGGAUUAGAUUCUGACAAUUCAAUCCAGAUGACUACUUUAUUAUGAAAAAAUAUUCCACAUCCCUUAUCUAGUCCAGAGAGUAUAUUCAUAGAGAAGGCACUAGAGCUACACUAUAACACAGUUGCAAGUAUUAAAAUUAAAGGUUAUAAGAAAGAGUCACAGCUGUUAAAGGGCAAUCAUCGAGUAAAUUCAUUUUAGUGUUACAUAUCUAUGAGGAUGUGGGUUAUUUAAGAUUUCUUCCAAAACUCAUUUCAAAGGCUCUCGAUUUAGCAUUUCAAAGGUAUGGAUAAUAUUUGGGAAAAAAGUUGCGCUUCUUUUAGGUGCAAUAAUAAUAGAAUUUGAAAGCUAAAUAUGCGAAGGAUUAUAAAAUAAUGUGUAUUAGGGAGUUUGAAUGUCCAUUGUGUGCACAGAUGUCUUAGACUGUGAAAUAUUGACAUUUCAUAGUAGCUUUUCUUUCCUGAAGAUGUCAUUUGCACUUGCUCAUUGACUUGAGCUCUUUAUGACAUAGGGAAAAGCUGAGACUCAAAAAAAUGGGUAAAAAUUUGGAUCUUCGAUUUUAACGGACACUGGAAGUGAGUUAAUAAACAAAUUAAACAUCACGUGUGUUUAUUUGCUUUUGCUUAAAACAUUCAAAACACUUCAAAGAAUAUUUUAUCUCAGAGAAAUAUGUUCAAACUAUUUUAAGCUUUAAGUUAAAACAGGUAGUGCUCCAUUCAGAAGGCCCAGAUUUUUUUUAAAAAAAGUUGCUUUAGUCAAAUUCUGUUUGAGAUGGGAUUACUCAAUUGAGGUUUUUAGAAUGGUCGUGGCUGCUGCAACUUUUGCUGAAUUCCAUAAAUAAGAAAUCAAACACUCAUUAACC